AUGGCAAGCCAACUAUCAUCCGAGCAGGAGGAUGCUACCUCUGAAGGCGUCAGCAGCGGUAGUACCGGUACGCAUGAUGCAGAUGAAGAGAAUGAAGAAGAGGGAGGUUUACUAGUAGAUCCAAGAGCCAGCAAACGCCUCAAAGUGGAAGAUCCCGAAAUGAUCCCCUCGAGCAGUUUUGGGCCAUCUACUGAUCCCAAUGGAAAACGGAAGCAGCUGCAACUGCUUCUGGCUGCUCUCCAACAUCAACAGUCUGAUGACGUUUGUCUCAAGACCUUAUCAGAUUUGUUCGAAGUACUGAGAGACGAGAAUCCAGGAGAUGGAAUCACUUUGGCACUGUACCAUGCCUGUGGACACAAGGAUAUUCUCAGUAUUGCCAGUCAAAACAGCAACUGCAAUGGCAAUCAAGAUUGGAAAGAACAGCAACAACUGGCAGUGGUGGUGGAAGCGUUCUUUGUUUUGACCAUUCUCAUGUGUCCCUCCAGAGCCAAACGAGUGGGAUUUCAAGACCAUCAUCACCAUUUGCUACUGGUCAGUCUCAAGUGUUUGAACACCGCACAGAUUGCCAUGGCGGCCAUACAGCGACAACAACAUUCCUCACCACCACCACCACCACCACCACCACCACCACAACCGCAACAACCGAAAAUUGCCUAUUGGGCGUUGGCUGUCAUUUAUGGAAUCAUGGAGAUCUACUCACUGCCAGAAUUGUUUCAACACCAAAACAACAAUGACGACGACGACAGCAGCAGCAAGAGCAUCAUGGAGACUACCGUCCAAACCAUACGGGCUCAUCCCGAUCAUUCCAAGAUACUAAGACUUGGUUGCCAAAUUCUUAAAAAGGCAGCUUCCUUGGCAGUCACCACCACCACAAAUCAGAAACCUACACCUACCAAUGACAGCCAGAAAUCAAAACCUCCCCUCGGCUGGUCAAUGGACAGCAUCAUGAAAAAUCCCUUUCGAGCAAGCACGACCACCACCACGACGAAGACGAUAGCAGCCAAGACCUCGUCGUUCUUUGCCAUCUUCAAACGAGAACCAGAGGACUCAGAGUCGUCCAACACAACCCACGACGACGACAAAAUCAGUACGACUCGAUCGAGAUUCUUGCAAGUGGGGGCCAUUAGCGCAUUGGCGGCCGUCAUGGAACGAUACGACAAUCAUGACAAGGAUCAUUUCACGGGGGCCAUGGCGUGGGAUGCCCUACAAGCCAUUCUCGCUCUGCCACAGGAAUAA
Molecule: messenger RNA, 1236 nt
Organism: Seminavis robusta
Lineage: Eukaryota; Bacillariophyta; Bacillariophyceae; Naviculales; Naviculaceae
Source: the annotation of a GenBank genome assembly